CGUUCUAUUGAAUGUUUGCGGAUCGCUCAUUGACUGAUGCCCUGUUCGCCCUUGUUACCAUGGACAACAGAUCCUUUGUGUGAAUUCGCUGCUUUCACCAUCCCCUAGCUAGUGACUUGAACCAACAUUGACUUAAAUCCCCCAUCGUAGAACCAAAUCCUCUAAUUGAACAUCUUUCCUUCUUCUCCAAUACAUCUCGCUACUGUAACACAUCCAAAAUGAACGAGCCUACCGCCCAUGGCCAUCAGUCUCUCUCCGAGCACCUGAACGGCACCAAAACCAACACCAGACCCGUUGUCUGCGUUUUCUGUGGCGCCAGCGACGGCACGACGGAUGUCCAUCUCAAAGCCGCCGAAGAGCUGGCUCACAAACUCCACGACGCUAAUGCAAAGCUCGUCUACGGCGGCGGCAACACAGGCAUCAUGGGUAUGGUUGCCCGCACCCUCGUCUCGCUCUCCGGCCCCGACAGUGUGCACGGUGUCAUCCCCCACGAACUUGUCAAGCACGAGAUGAAGAGGUCGAAGGGGGGCUUGGACGAGAAUGUGGUGGGCCGAGUAACGAAAGUCAACUCUAUGCAUGAGCGCAAGGAUAUGAUGGCCAAGGAGGUGGUUGCCGGAGGACCAGGCAGUGGAUUUGUUGCGCUGAGCGGUGGGUUCGGGACCUUGGAGGAGCUGGCGGAAGUCACCACUUGGAACCAGUUGGGCAUUCAUGACCGACCUGUUGUGGUUUUCAAUGUAGACGGUUACUGGGAUGGACUGUUUCAGUGGCUGAGGACUGCGGUCAAGGCAGGCUUUGUGAAUGAGGAUAGUGCUCCGAUCAUGGCUGAGGCGAAGACUGCGGAUGAGGCCAUGAAGGCUCUACAGGGCUAUGUAUCUGCCAAGGGAAGGUUCGAUCUUGACUGGGAGAAGAAAUAAGACUGUGUUUCGUUGAAUUUCAUAAAGACAGAUAGACACCCAGGCUGGUAAUAGACUCAUACACACUUGAUCCAAG
Molecule: messenger RNA, 990 nt
Organism: Pseudovirgaria hyperparasitica
Lineage: Eukaryota; Fungi; Ascomycota; Dothideomycetes; Acrospermales; Acrospermaceae
Product: lysine decarboxylase-like protein-like protein
Exons: 2
Coding region: 219-914 (231 amino acids)
Biological process (GO): cytokinin biosynthetic process
Cellular component (GO): cytosol
Molecular function (GO): hydrolase activity, hydrolyzing N-glycosyl compounds
Source: RefSeq, a predicted model, not a curated record